This is a messenger RNA of Prosopis cineraria, 1324 nucleotides long. RefSeq lists its product as uncharacterized. The transcript has 9 exons. The coding region runs from base 1 to 1245 and encodes 414 amino acids. NCBI's taxonomy places the organism in Eukaryota, Viridiplantae, Streptophyta, Magnoliopsida, Fabales, Fabaceae. Gene Ontology annotation, cellular component: nucleus. The record is from RefSeq and is a predicted model, not a curated record. Gene Ontology annotation, biological process: regulation of DNA-templated transcription.
AUGUACAUUGUGGGCAUUCUCUCAUGUUUAUGUAGUGUCCAAGCGACACAAGCACGGGGAUAUGACAUAUCAGCACAGAAAAUUUCAAAGUCAGGAAGAGGAAUAAUAGUUGCUGGAGUUCAUGGUUACUUCCUGGUCUUCAAUUUCCUAUGGGUGCUACUGAAAUUGCAGCCAUGGAAUGCAAGUUUGUGGGGUGAAGUUGAAGAGAUCUUGCAACGGAAAUCAGCUUUGGCCGAUCUUCAAAUUUUGAAUACGCCGUUGAUGUUCGUGAAGUGGCUGUACAGCUGUACGAUCUCAGAAACAAAAAAGAGUACCAUUCCAUUGCCGUUGGGCAUUGCCAGAACGAAAACGAUGGGAAGGUGUAGAGCAAAGAGUGACUACGAGGCUCUCAGAAAUGCACGCUUGUUAGAGAAUCAGGCUCGGUUAGCUUCUCUUGGUCUUCACAAAACAAUCUCUGAACUUCGAGACGCAACAGCAUCUGCUAAACCGAAACCUAAAAGAGCCUGGAAUAAAAGGGUUUAUGUUGUUACUCCCUUGCGUCGCUCCCAGAGAGUCAACAGAACUGACCUCAACGGAAACAGCAGCAACCUUCCACCCCGACGAUCUCAGCGUUUGAGAGGAAGUAUAACCGACCCUUCGUCUCCAAAAGAAGAGAAGGUAGAUGUAUCUGAAGAGGAGGGAGAGUGUGUUCCAUUUGGAUCAGAAGAGAAGAGGCCGGCGAAUGCACCGUUGAUUAAACUAAAGGGUGCAGAACUUCAACUCUCUGCUGAGUCUUCGGCUGUGCGCUGCAAUAGCAAGGGUAGAGGCAGUGUAUACAACCCUGUGUUUGGCAUAUGCUGCCAUUUCUGCAGGCAAAAGAAAUUAUGUGGUGAAGAAGACUGCAAAAGAUGUGGCAAUUUUGAUGUGAACGAGCCGUGCCUAGGAAAGACUGACUGUUCAGUAUGUCACUCUAGUACUGGUGUUUUCUGCAGAGCUUGCCUCAAGGUUCGAUAUGGUGAAGAAAUGGAGGAGGUGAGAGAGAAUAAACAAUGGAUGUGCCCUCAUUGCAUAGAAGCCAAAGGAAUAAACCCUUACUGGAUAUGCAACAGUUCACUGUGCCUGAAGAAGCGUAAUAUCGCUCCAACUGGAAUUGCAAUAUUCAGAGCUCGCCAAAUGGGAUAUGAAUCAGUGGCGCAUUUUCUAAUGGACGAACUCAAAAGAAGAGAUGCAAAAAAAGCACAAAACCUGAAGGAUAUAAGUUUGUAGUGUAAGAUCAAGGUUUGAUAUGGAUUUUAAUUAACAAAUAAUUCCUACUGAUAUUGACUUUUUAUAUAGUUUUCCAGAA